Molecule: messenger RNA, 419 nt
Organism: Caenorhabditis elegans
Lineage: Eukaryota; Metazoa; Nematoda; Chromadorea; Rhabditida; Rhabditidae
Gene: Y46G5A.14
Exons: 3
Coding region: 67-369 (100 amino acids)
Source: RefSeq, marked reviewed
UAACCGACGGCGUUAUAAACCAUUUUUAUCAAAGUGAUACGCUCAAACACGUGACAAUUUGAAAAAAUGCUUAUUGAACUCCUCAUAUCCAUCACCGUGCUCGCGUCGAUUCUCGUCUCGUGCAAGAAAGAGAAGAACGAAGCGGCAAAACUGAAGCCACGUGGCUUCGAUCGAAAAUCCAGUGGAGCACCGGCUCCGGCUGGAGCCAACUUGGUUAACAAGUCUGGCGGUUCCGGCGGAGGUAGUGGAGGAUCUGGAGAUGCUAAUAGACUUCUCAAAAGAGAAAUCAAAGAAGUAAAGAUGGAGGAGCGUUCGGCUGACGAUAACGAGACAAUCAACGAUGUAAAGUCCAACUGGGGAACUGUUUGAAAUUCAUGUUUUUUCUUGUAAAUUGAAUGAACUGUAAAAAUGCUUAGACA